AUGGCGAGGGGCAAGAUUGUGAUUAGGAGGAUUGAGAACAUGAGCAGCAGGAAGGCCACCUUCUCCAAGCGGCGUCAUGGCCUGUUGAUGAAAUCACGUGAGCUAGCCAUCCUCUGCGAUGUCCAGGUCAGCGUCAUGGUCUUCUCCUCCACCAGUCGCCUCUACGAAUAUGCCAGCUCCAUCGCCGCCACCACCAUGGGCAUGGCCAUGCCUUCCAUCAUUCAAAACUACCAAUCUGCACAAGAGCACCAUCACCUGUUGAAUUCAGUUUCACAAGUCAUGCUUUGGGAAGGGGAAGUCCGGAAAUUACAUCAGGAAAUACAGAUGCUUCAAGAACAUCAUGGGUACAAGUUCUUAAUUCAGUUCCUUCCAGUACCCGAUAUCGAGCUCCGGGGUGAAAGCCCAGAUCUGAAGUCUGGCAAUGGCGAUGGUUAUACAUCAUUACCUUGUUGA
Messenger RNA from Aegilops tauschii subsp. strangulata, 453 nucleotides. Its product is annotated as MADS-box transcription factor ANR1-like. Gene Ontology annotation, molecular function: protein dimerization activity; DNA binding. NCBI's taxonomy places the organism in Eukaryota, Viridiplantae, Streptophyta, Magnoliopsida, Poales, Poaceae. The record is from RefSeq and is a predicted model, not a curated record.